Drosophila miranda is the source of this 3113-nucleotide messenger RNA. Its product is annotated as glycerol kinase. NCBI's taxonomy places the organism in Eukaryota, Metazoa, Arthropoda, Insecta, Diptera, Drosophilidae. Gene Ontology annotation, cellular component: mitochondrion. Gene Ontology annotation, molecular function: phosphotransferase activity, alcohol group as acceptor; kinase activity. Gene Ontology annotation, biological process: glycerol-3-phosphate biosynthetic process; glycerol metabolic process; triglyceride metabolic process. The transcript is spliced from 4 exons. Bases 302 to 2092 code for a protein of 596 amino acids. The record is from RefSeq and is a predicted model, not a curated record.
GUUCAGGUGAUCUUCGAGUUCAAGUUUUUUAAGCAAAGAUAAAGGAUAGGUUGGACCAACAAGAGUAAGCAUUAUUUUCCGCAAUUUAACUCAAGCUGUUUAAAUGAAGAUGGCUUAAGAGGGGUAAGUUCGUUCCCCUGUCAGCUGUCAUCAUAAACCGCCCUUCGCCAAACGCUCUCGGGCUUAAUUUGAUUCGUUCCGAAAAGCAACAACACAAACACGGCUUGAGCAUUUUCCACCGCUCGCGCGCCUAACACCAAACAGCACGUGUGUGUGCCAUACACAGCAUAGGUAACAAAAUAUGAACAACGGCAGAUAUGGCAGAUUUGGAGCACUCAUUGCCAUUGCGUACGUGAGCGUCACCCACUGCAGAUUUCUGAUUUACUCGACAAAAAACGCCGAGGUCUUGGCCUGCCAUGAGCUGAAGCUGCGGCAGAUCGUCCACCAGGCCGGCUGGCUGGAAUAUGACCUAUCGGAGAUCUGGAAAUACAUGCAGGAGUGCAUUGAGACGGCGUACAAGAACUUGGUGAUACUGGAAAUCGAUCCGCAUGACAUCAUCGCCGUGGGAAUUGUCAAUCAGCGGGGAACGUCCGUUGUGUGGAACAAGUACACUGGCCAGCCGCUGCACAAUGCCAUUGGUUGGUCGGACAGUCGCAGCACCCCAGUCCUGAGAAGGAUCCUGCACAACGUGAAGCAGAAUGUGGAUUAUGUGAGGGAACGCACUGGGCUCCCGUUGAGUGGUUGCUUCAGUGCCUUGAAGAUUCGUUGGCUGAUGGAGAAUAUUCCGGCUGUGGGAGGUGCAAUAAAUGAGGAGAAGUGCUUUUUCGGCACUCUAGACUCCUGGUUGUUGUGGAACCUAACCGGUGGCGUCCAGGCGGGAGUUCACUCGACGGACAUCACCAAUGUGCACUACACUUCGCUAAUGAACCUGUCCACACAGCAGUGGGAUGCAAAGCUGUGCCGAUUCUUCAAUCUGCCCAUAGAAAUACUGCCACGGAUACGUUCCAAUUCCGAAAUAUAUGGCUACGUGCUGGACGGACCGUUGUUGGGAGUCCCUAUAGCUGGGGUAAUUGGCGAGCAGCCUGCCUGUUUGAUGGGCCAACUGUGUAUUAAGGCCGGCCAGAAUGUAUGCACUCUGGAUGACAGCUGCUUUGUCCUACUCCACACGGGCACAGAAAAGCUUGAAUCAGAGAAUGGACUGAUCACAGGAAUAGCGCACCAGCUGGGACCCCGAGCGCGGACCAACUACAGCCUUGAGGGAGCCAUUUCCAAUGCCGGAUCCACAGUAAAUUGGCUACGCGAAAAGCUGCGCAUCAAUACCGAGAUUAACUCCAACGACAAUGUAGUGGAAUCACUUAAUACCUUUAUCGGCGACAGCUCAAUGAUUUCCUCCACCUGCUCAUCCUCCAUGCUCAAUGCUGAAUGCGGUCUGGCGGCCAAACGGUCAGAGAUUACCCUUGCUCCAGCCUUUCAUGGUCUGUAUGCGCCCUAUUGGCGCUAUGAUGCUAGGGGCAUAAUUCUGGGCCUCUCCAGUCAGACUACGGCGGAGAACAUCACCCAGGCUGCCUACGAGGCGACCGGCUUCCAGAUCUACGAAGUUCUCGAGGCUUUCAAGCGGGACACGCCCAACUGGGAUCACGCGUGCAUGCAUCCGGUGCUCACUUUCGGCGGCGAGUACGCAGAAGACACACACCUGGUCCAAUUCAUAGCGGAUAUCAUGGGCUACAUGCUGGAACGGCCGCAUACCGCCUCGCCAGCUGGUCUGGGAGCUAUGAUGGCGGCCGGCGUGACCAUGGGCGUGGUAUCCCUAGAAUAUGCGACAAAGAUGUAUGCUCCACCGACAGACGUCUUCUCACCCACCACCACACCGAACCGUCGAGAGGUGCUCUACAGGCGCUGGGACUACGCAGUAAAGAGGUGCCUGCACUGGAACAACUUCGAGACAUACGAGGCAGACAUCGAGCUGUUCUCGCAGCGCGAACGUGAUCCCAAUCUAGCCAUACGGCGAUCAAUACCUGGCAGCAUAUUCAUAGUCACAUCGUUUGGUCUUCUCCUGCUGGCCAGGUACCUGCACAACAAUCCUCUGACCUAAUGCGCAUCGGAGGAGCCGCGGAAGCAGCUAUCGUGUGCAAUUCUAGUCAACCAAACAUGUUAUGCAUGCGCAUUCAAAAUUAGUUGUUUAGUUUAGUAUUUAGUCGUUCAUAGUUAAUUCUCUUUAUGGUUAGCUUUCUUAUGUAUAUACUCUCGUAUCAUUUUUUUACUUUGCCUGAUUCGUAGAUUAAAUUUUUGUGAAUUACCUUAUACACAAAAACCACACAACUUUAAUGGAAAUGUUCAUUAACUUGUGUAUACUAAUAGUGUGCCGAUCUGUUAAAUUAUUCAGUUUAGCGUAUUUAUGCAAACGAUUUGUAUUAUUUAAAAAACUAAUGACAAAUCUUAAUGCUGUGAAGAGAUGUAGACACAAAAAGACACGUACGUAUCUAUUAAACCGAGUAAAACAAAAAGAAUGUAGAAAACCAGCCGUCGAGAAUGCAUUUUCAAGUGUCCAUUGGACCAGAGGCCGUGGUUGAAGCAUAUCCCUGCUCUCGGGUAAAAGUGGCCAGUGUGAAUAAAUCAAAUGAAUCUGUUGAUGUAGAUUCACUUGAUUUUGUGGUGAUUGCCAAUAAGACAAUCGUAUGCUGAAAAUGUAAAUUUGUAUGCUACCGGUUCAUGUACCAGUAACAAAUGGUCGCCGCAAUCGGUACUUGAACAAAUUGGGCUUCGGAGAUGUGAAUACGACAGAGUUUUCUUUCGUACUGAUUUUAUUUGGUAAAAUGCGAGGUUUAUAUACAAGUUCUAUGAGUAUAAUUGUUUACUUAGGAUAUUAGGUAUUUUUAAUUAGUUCUGAGUAUAAUAUUGCUAGGGAAAUGUGUUAUAUAUAUUUAGGACUAAGCAAUUACUACAAAUCCAACAGUGGAAUAUUCCAAGGGUCAGAUUUAUGACGGUCACAAUGGUUAUCAUGCAGAUGGUGUGAGAUUUGACCACAUGCAGGUCAUCCAGACUGUGUUUAAUGAUAGUGCUGUAAAUAUCUUAACAGUGUAUGUACACAAAUGCAUGCAGCUGUCCGUUGUAUA